GAGGCGGUCUGUAAUGUUUUCCUGGAUCACAUCAGCUGUGUGCCGUUUAGUUCCAGCACAACUCUGCCGCUCAUAGCUCACAGUGACAGACUCAGAGUGAAUGAAGGAGGCCAGCAGGUAAAUGUGUCAGCCACAAUUUUAUCUGUGUGCGCUUCUUUGUAUGUGAGCCAAGGAACUUACCUACUUAUUAACUAUAUUUGAAUUCCUAUUUAAAUAUUUUCACCGUGAGGAUUUGUCUUUUAUUUUGAAACUGGCUUUACAAAUUUGAUCUUCUCCUGGACCUGAAAGUUAACUCAAUAUUUUUUCUUCACUGCUCUCUUCGAGUAACUUUGAAUACUUCUUUUUUUCUGCUUGAGAUAUUCCCACCGUUACAGUUACUUCAAUUCAAUGAUUAAACUAUAGACAGGAGCUGCUCCAAAUGAACAGUAUUUUUACUUUUACUACAUUUGUCUGAGAACACUUGUUAAGAUGAGAGCGAUGCUUUCAUUUUGGUGUCUUCCACCACACCUACCUUUAAGGGUUUUUUUUCCUAAUUAUUAAGAGCUCAACAUUUCUGUUUAUUGGAGAAAUGAUAUAAUCAUGUAUAGUUGACAUUUUAUUUGUGUAUUUCUACUGAUUUCUUCCUAGAACAGAUUGAACAUGUAACUGCUCAAAAAAUGAACACUUUGAAAACACAUCAGAUGUCAGUGGGGAAAAAGGACACAGUGGAUAUUUGUACUGAUAUUGAAUGGGUAAUGUGGUCGGAAUGAAAAGAGGCCAUGUCGUUUGAUGGGAAUGAAAAUAAUAAACCUAAUGAAUUCAAAGAUGCUCAGAAAACCAAAGUGAAAAAUUUUCUGAGUCCAUUUUGAUGAAAUUUAAUGGCACCAACCCAAAAUGGUAUUCAGUCGUCUGUAUGGACGUCAUGUGCUUGUAUGCAAGCCUGACAAUGUCUGGGUGUGUUCCUGACAAGAGGGUGGAGGGUGUACAGAUGGAUCUUAUCACAGAUCUGGAGAAGGGCAUCGCUGACCUUCUCAGCAGUCUGAGGGAAAAACGUGGUGGCAUCAGAUGGACUCAAAUAUAAUGUCCCAGAGUUGUUCUGUUGGAUUUAGGUUAGGCAAGCUUUCUGCUGUCAGUUCCUUCAUCCUGCAGGAACUGCCUGCAUACUCUCGCCACAUUUUUCAUCAGGAGGAACCCAGGACCCUCUCCACCACUGUCAGGUAGGACAUGGGUCUGGGGAUUUCAUCCUGAUACCUAAUGGCAGUCAGGGUGUAGUUGCCCAGCCUGUAGAAGUCUGUGUAUCCCUCCAUCAAUUUGUGUCCUCGGACCAUCACUGACCCAACACAAAACCGGACAUGCUGACAUGUUACAGGCAGCAUGACGUUCUCCACUGGUUUUUUUAGAGCCUUUCACAGCUGUCCCACAUGCUCAGGGUAACCCUGCUCUCAUCUGUAAAAAAAACAGGGUGCCAGUGGUGGACCUGCUAAUUCUAGUACUCCACAGCAAAUGACAAUCAGGCUGGUGCUGUGGUGCUGGGCAGUGAGUACAGGGCCCAGUAGAGCAUCUCGACCUUCACCACAGGAUCUUCAUCUUCGUGAAGCCUGUUUCUAAUUGUUCGGUCAUUUACACCAGUGGACUGCUGGAGGUUGUUUUGUAAGGCUCUGACAGUGCUCAUCCUGUUCCUCCUUGCACAAAAGAACAGAUACUGCUGAUGGCUCAGGACCUUUUAUGGCCCCGUCCAGCUCUACCAGAGUGACUGUCUCCUGGAAUCUCCUUGAUGCUCUUGAGACUUUACAGCAAACGUUCUGGUGUCACCUCUUGGUGCCAGUAGGGACAAUGACCUUAGCCAAAGCAAAACUAAUGACAAGACAGACAGAAAAGAUGAAGAGGGAAAAAUGUUAGUGCCCUCCACCUGUAAAACCAUUCCCGCUCCUGCUCUAUUAACAGAACGCUUUAAUUAUUUCUUUGAGUAGUACACAUUUAUAAUGGACUUUAUUUGAUCCUGCUCCAACAUUUUAAAGCUUAAUAAUAAUAAUUUGAUAAUAAUGAUAAUAACUAAUAAUAAUUUGUAUGUAUUACCAUUAAAGGGUCUAGUUUUCUGACUGUCACUGUGUACUCAUUGCCCAGCCUGGUGGGUUGUUACUGAGGAGUUACACCUGCUACAUCUGGCAGUAAAGACUUUUGUUCCAUAGGUCAAAAAGAAGUUAUUUAAUUUUUUAUUACAUUGAAGCAAAAAAUAUUAAACAUAUAAUGUAUAUAUGUAUGUAUGUAAGCUUGCAUAUAUCACAGAAGAAACAGCAAAGACUGGGAUGAAUGCACAAAGCUGACACUGAUUUCUCCCGUGUCAGCCUGUUAUACUAAAACUCAUCCUAGACAUGUGAUGUCACAUGGUAAAAAUGCAAACCACAUUGCAAAGAUGCUGCUGGCAGCAGUUUCCUGUCUUCUCUCUUCUCUUUUUUUCUGACAGAUACAAAUGCAACCAAAGGAAGUGAAACACGUUGCCAUGGUAACAUGGAAACUUGUCAGUCACCUCCAUAUAUUUCUGCAAAUACUGAUGUCAUUGGUCUAAUGUGUAACAACAAAAUGUUGUUACACAUUAUCCAUAUGUUCAGGCAAAAGAUAAAAGAAUUGUUACUUAAUAUAAAAACACAAUUUAGAGAAACACCUGUGAACCUUAGUUUACCAUGAUUUAUAAAAUUUUAAACUAAAACUCGUACAUUGGGUAGAUAAUGUUGUAAUCUUCACUCUAUACUGCUGGUCCUUUUAUCACCCAGCUAAAAAAACCACUCUGAAGUUACAAACACCCUGAUGCUCUGCGCGGAGGGAGAUCUUUCAACCUAGAAGCAGAUCUGAGGGACAGUCCAGCAGGUCCUUACAUUUAGACUUGGUGUUUAUUUCUAAUGGUCAUCUACAAUAUUCAAAACAACUUUCCUAAAUGAUGAUAUAUGAAUAUACAUAGCACUAUAUGUGUGUGAGUGUGCGUGUCUGUGUGUAACACCAAUGCUCAGGCACCCUAUAAACAGGAUGUGUGGGGGUAUGAUGUACUCUCUGCAUCUCAGGCUGAAGGGCAACGAACUACUUCUCUCUUUUCUAGCUGUUCCACACAUUUCUAACACCCUCCAACUGUGGCUUCCUAUUUCGUUUUAUGUCAGGCAGACCCCCACUGUCAAUAAAUUCUUCUCUCUCUACAGUUACACACACCCAGGCUUAUAGCUAAACCAACCUAAAACACACACAUUCACAAAUCCUGUCCUAUUCUUGUGAUCUACAGCUGCACCCUGUCAUCUAAACAAACUUGAGCCCAUUUUAUUCUAAUCAUUGUUUUCUUGUACUCACAAUAAUUAUAAUCAUCACAUAUUCAAACAGUAAUAUCCACUUCUUCACUUUACCUUAAAUACUACUGAUCCUCUCUGAAUUAUGGAUCAUCCAAAUUGUUUUAAAAUCCUGUUUAGAUGUGUUAAACUGAGUGAUUAUUAAUGAACUGAAGCUUCCAGUUACAGUGACUCAGUGUAUUUCAGUGUGUUCUUCAUGACUCCAUCUAGUGGACUGAUAGUAGAAGUAGAGCAGCUGAUGGCAGCUUCCUCUGCCUCACACUGCUGUCUGACUGCAUUCAGCUGACACUGAGAUGAAGCAGGAAAGAAGCAGCUGAUAUUUGGCCAGCACACAUGAUGGAAAGGAGGAUUUCAGUUGAUGUGCACAUGAAUGAUUUGUGUUUCCUCGGAAGGUGAAGGUAGAAAGUGUGUGUGAGCUGACGUCAAUUCAGCAGCAUGGAUCAGUGUGAGGACAGAGAGGAGGGAGCCCCUCCCUCUAAAACCACUCUGUGUGGGGAACAUGAGAGCCAGACCAAAGCUCAGAGCUCGUGGAGGACAACAUCAUCUCUUUUGUGAAGAAACAACUGAAGGAGCUACAGAAGGUUUUACAUGCAGAUUUUCCAGAAUACUUAGAAAGUCAGAGCAAGGAUGAAGAGAUGCUGGAGGCUGAGGUUAAAGAGCAGAGGGAAAACAGCAGAGAGGCUUUUGUGAAGAUUACACUGCACUUCCUGAGGAAAAUUAAGCAAGAGGAACUUGCUGAUAGUCUGCAAAACAAAAUCUUUGCUCGACGUUAUCAAUAUGAACUUAAAUCUCACCUAAAAAAGAAAUUUGGGUGUGUGUUUGAGGGGAUCGCUAAAACAGGAAAUCCAACCCUUCUCAAUCAGAUCUACACAGAGCUCUACAUCACAGAGGGAGGGACUGGAAAUGUGAAUGCCAAACAUGAGAUCAGACAGAUUGAAACAGCAUCCAGGAGACUACACAAAAAAGAAACAACAAUUAGACAAGAAGACAUCUUUAAAGCCCCACCUGGAAGAGAUAAACCAAUCAGAACAGUCCUGACAAAGGGAGUGGCUGGCAUUGGGAAAACAGUCUUAACACAGAAGUUCACGCUAGACUGGGCUGAAAAAAAAGGUAACCAGAACUUUCAGUUCAUAUUUCCAUUUGCAUUCAGAGAACUGAAUGUCCUUAAAGAGAACAAGUUUAGUUUGGUGGAACUUGUUAAUCUCUUCUUUAGUGAAAUCAGAGAAGUAAGAAUCUGCAGCUUUGAGGACUUCCAGGUUUUGUUUAUCUUUGAUGGUCUGGAUGAGUGCCGACUUCCUCUGGAUUUCCACAACACUGAGCUCAUAACUGACCCUAGAAAGUCCACCUCAGUGGAUGCGCUGCUGAUAAACCUCAUCAAGGGGAACCUGCUUCCCUCUGCUCAGCUCUGGAUAACCACACGACCUGCAGCAGCCAAUCAGAUCCCUGCUGAGUGUGUGGACAUUCUGACAGAGGUCAGGGGGUUCACUGACCCACAGAAGGAGGAGUACUUCAGGAAGAGAUCUAGAGAUGAGAAGCAGGCCAGCAGGAUCAUCUCCCACAUCAAGACAUCACGAAGCCUCCACAUCAUGUGCCACAUCCCAGUCUUCUGCUGGAUCACUGCUACAGUUCUGGAGGAUGUGCUGAAAACCAGAGAGGGAGGACAGCUGCCAAAGACCUUGACUGAUAUGUACAUCCACUUCCUGGUGGUUCAGACAAAAGUGAAGAAGUUCAAGUAUGAUGGAGGAGCUGAGACAGAUCCACACUGGAGUCCAGAGAGCAGGAAGAUGGUUGAGUCUCUGGGAAAACUGGCUUUUGAUCAGCUGCAGAAAGACAACCUGAUCUUCUAUGAAUCAGACCUGACAGAGUGUGGCAUCGAUAUCACAGCAGCCUCAGUGUACUCAGGAGUGUUCACACAGAUAUUUAAAGAGGAGAGAGGACUGUACCAGGACAAGGUGUUCUGCUUCAUCCAUCUGAGUGUUCAGGAGUUUCUGGCUGCUCUUCAUGUCCAUCUGACCUUCAUCAACACUGGAGUCAAUCUGCUGGAAGAGGAACAAAACACCUCCAGGAACUUUGAAACAAGACAACAUACAGGGUCUCAAUUCUAUGAGAGUGCUGUCAAAAAGGCCUUACAGAGUCCAAAUGGAUUACUGGACUUGUUGCUUCGCUUCCUCCUGGGUCUUUCACUGCAGUCCAAUCAGACCCUCCUACAAGGUCUUCUGACACAGACAGAAAAUGGCUCACAGAUCAAUCAGGAAACUGUCCAGUACAUCAAGAAGAAGCUCAAUGAGAAUCUGUCUGUAGAGAAAAGCAUCAACCUGUUCCACUGUCUAAAUGAGCUGAAUGAUCGUGCCAUAGUGGAGAAGAUCCAACAGUCUUUGAGUUCAGAACAAUUCUCCACAGAUGAGCUGUCUCCUGCUCAGUGGUCAGCUCUGGUCUUCAUCUUACUGUCGUCAGAAGAAGACCUUGAGGUUUUUGACUUGAAGAAAUAUUCUGCUUCAGAGGAUGCUCUUCUGAGGCUGCUGCCAGUGGUCAAAGCUUCUCAAAAAGCUCUGCUAAAUAGCUGUAACCUGUCAGAAAGAAGCUGUGAAGCUCUGUCCUCUGUGCUUAAAAUGGAGGACUGUGAAUUGACAGCUAUAGAUCUGAGUAACAACAACCUGCGGGACUCAGGAGUGAAGUUGAUAUCUGCUGGACUGAAGCAUCCACACAUUACACUGAAAACUAUCAGACUGAGUGGCUGUGACCUAUCACAGAGAAGCUGUGAAAUUAUAUCCUCCAUUCUCAGUUCCCAGUUCUGUAGUCUAAUUGAGCUGGACUUGAGUAACAAUGACCUGGCAAAAUCAGGAGUGAAAGUGUUGUCUUCUGGAUUAGGAAGUCUUCACUGUAAACUAGAAACACUCAGGUUGUCAGGGUGUUUGAUCACAGACGAAGCUUGUGGUUCUCUCGUCUCAGCUCUGAGCUCCAACCCUUCUUGUCUGAGGGAGCUGGACCUGAGCUACAAUCAUCCAGGACAGGAACAAGUAAAGCAGCUGUCCGCUAUACUGAAGGAUCCAUCCUGGGGACUCCACACUCUUAGGGUGGAGCCUGCUGGAGUCCGAUGGUUGAGACCAGGUCUGAGGAAGUAUUCCUGUCAACUCACAAUCGACACAAACACAGUACACACAAACCUCAAACUGUCUGAAAACAACAGGAAGGUGAUGUUUGUGUGGGAGGGUCUUCCAUAUCCUGAUCAUCCAGACAGAUUUGAUUGCAUCUGUCCUCAACUGCUGUAUAGAAAUGGUCUGACUGGUCGUUGUUACUGGGAGGUCGAGUGGAGAGGAGGAGUUUAUAUAUCAGUGAGUUACAGAACAAUCAGAAGGAAGGGGAGGACAGGCUGUGUGUUUGGAAAAAAUGAUCAGUCCUGGAGCCUGAGCUGCUCUGAUUAUUGCGGUUACUCUGCGUGGCACAAUAAGCAAAAAACAUCCAUCUCCUCCUCCUCUGUCUCUAAGAGAGUAGCAGUGUAUGUGGACUGUCCUGCUGGCACUCUGUCCUUCUACAGAGUCUCUAACACUCUGAUCCACCUCCACACCUUCAACACCACAUUCACUGAACCUCUUUAUCCUGGGUUUACGGUCUCAUUUGGUUCUUCAGUGUGUCUGUGUGUAGUUUAGUAUGAAUAGUCUUGUUGAACAUUUCAGUCGGUACAUGUCUGUCUCUCACAGUCAAAAACAUGUUUUCAGAUUCAUGGAUUCAAUCAGUUGAUGGUUUAAAUGAUGAUGGAAACUUCAGUUAUUGAAAAAUGGAAUCUAUUAUUAUCCCAGGAUUCUUUUUUUUUUGUAUGUUAUGUUUCUCUGAAGUUUAGUUCAGCUCAUAAUCUUUAUAUGAUACCUCUUCAUUAAAUAACCAUAAUAAUAGCAUCAAAAUUUGGAGACAAAGCUUCUGAAGUAUAACAUUGUUAUUCAGAUUUAUAAAGAAGUAAAUUUCAUGAUACUGCAUCAGUGACCCAGUAUUUGUGUUUUUCUGAUUUCAUUUAUAAUGUGGGAUUUAGUAUUAUUUAUGGUUCAGUUUCCUUGUUUGUCCUACUUGUUCCAGUAGUGUUCCUAGUUUAGUCACUUGUAUUUCUGGUUUUGAGUUUUUUAUCUAGUCUGUUUCACUUUUUGCCUCCAUGCAUGUUAAGUACUGUUUCCAUGUUUAUUAUUGUCUCCCGAGUCACUGUGCUUGCAUGUCUUGAGUCUGAGUUUAUGUAUGUUUCCUGUUUUAUUUUGAUAGUGCUUUGCCCUGUCUUCAUUUUUGCUUCCUUCCUGUCUCAUUGUGUCUGAUUAGUCCCAGCUGUGUUUCCCUCCUGUUCCUCAUUCCCUCCUUAUCCUUUGUGUAUUUGAGUCCUCUGUUUCCCUGGCCCGUCGUCAUGUCGUCCCACUAGCUGUGUGUUUCUCCGUGUUCCUCGGUUUCCUCGCAACUACUAGUUUUGGAUUUUGUUUCUUAUAUCCUGAAUUCAAUUUUUUCCACAGCGCAAUAAAGCUGCCUCCCUAAGUUCACCCCUUUGUGUUUUUAAAUUCAGCCUCACCCUGUUAGAUAAGGAUAUGAACUUUUUGGGUAAGUCAGACUUUCUGAUUCAGGGUUUGUGUAUGCUCACCUGAAAGGUAGCAUCUGUUCUCCUGUAUGAAAUUAACUGAUUGAGCACUUCCUACUGCAAACACAGUAGUAUAAAGAACAUAUAAAUAAAUAGUAAGAUUUAACACUUGUGCUGCAAAUACAAUUGUGAUUUGAUCAUCACAUAUAAAAAAGCAGGACAAGAAAUCUAUCAGCUCAGUUAAACACUAUAUUGUUGCUCAGUGCAAUGUCAAUACUGAUGUUUAUUUCUGACAUGGCAGCUGCACAUUACAGAUCUGAAAUAUUGCACACACCUAAACAUUAAAGGUUACAGUGUGUUUAUCUCUGGUAUUCUCCCAUAGCUUAAUAAAAGAGUGUGAAAAUCACUUCAAAGUGAAUUUAAUGUUAUUUAUUCACAGAUAUUUCUAUAAUCUAACAUCAUCAACCAAAUACAUGCAAAUUCCUGUGACAAUACCAAACACAGUUUGUGCUGCUCCAACUUUACAGUUGAGCUUUAUUUGUUUGUAUUAGGUUCACAUUUUUCAUGAUAUAGUAAAAUAUGUCCGUAGAAACAUGUGAUGUUCUGUUGUGAAUAAAAUAUGGGUUUAGCAGAUUUGCAAAUGAUUGCAUUCUGUUUUUAUUAUAUUUUCCACAGCGUCAAAAGUUUCGUGGAAAUGAGGCUGUACUAUAAAACUGUAAAAUUAUUAUAGAUAUAUUUGUUUAAUUUGGUAGAAUUAAACAUGAAAUGAAAAGGAAGACAUUUUGUCAACACUAACAGAAACUCUCAUGGGACUGAUGUCUAACAGUGGGUAAAUGGACUGAUGUAGCACUUUUCUAAUCUCAUGGGGCAUCAGAGUGUUUAAUACAACAUGUCCCAUUAACCUCUGUUUAUACAAGCAGUUUUUUCUAUGUUUAAGUGCUUUCUAUCUAACACUCACACACAUGCAAACUCCAAUAGAUGCAUCAGAGAGCGACUUGGUGUUAGUAGCUUGCCCAAAAAUAAUUGGCAUCCAGACUGGAGCAGUCACCAACUUUCAGAUUAGUAGAUGCCUGCGCUACAUCUUGAGCUAAAUCCAUGGAACAAGAAAUAUACCAUGUGUGAUGCAUUAGUUGAGCCCACAGCUUACACAGAAACCAACACACUGUACAAACGGCCAUUUUUAUGCACAGUCCAUAUUUCAAAAGGCUCAAAAUUAUUUGAACAACUGACCGAAAAGCAAUUUCAUGUGAAUGUGAGUUAAGCCAUAUUCAGCUAUUAGCUAUAGUUAACUCUAAAAGCCUGUUUAGAGAGAAAGCAAAACCUUCAGAAGAGGCCAAAUCAACAGUCUGGUUCAUUUUUAAAAAGAAGGACUGCCAGC
Haplochromis burtoni (Burton's mouthbrooder) is the source of this 9232-nucleotide messenger RNA. RefSeq names its product protein NLRC3. The record is from RefSeq and is a predicted model, not a curated record. The transcript has 8 exons. Lineage: Eukaryota; Metazoa; Chordata; Actinopteri; Cichliformes; Cichlidae. The coding region runs from base 3944 to 6955 and encodes 1003 amino acids. Gene Ontology annotation, molecular function: protein binding.